AUGGCUGAGAAUCCUUCCGAAUCCCAGCCUGCCGAUGUCAUUAAACAAUCUAACAGGAUUCUGCAGCUCGCCAGAGAGCAGAUGAAGAAGGGUGGAAGUUAUCUUUCGGAUUUGCAAAAUAGUAGACCCGAAUCUCAAAUCGCCGUUCCUUAUUUGCAAACUCCAGAAGAUGCCCAAGCCCCUCCAAGUCCCACAAAGCCAAGUGGUGCAGAUGCAACUAUCCAAGAGAGAUUAAAAGCUCUCAUGGCACAAAAAUUAAAAUCAGAUUUAAGUACAACAACACUACAAAUUCAAAAACCAACUACUCCAACUGAAAUUGCUGAAGAACAAGUUCAGGAGCAAGAAGAUCAAAAAAUCGAAGCAAAACCUUUAGUAAAAGAAGUAGUCGUUAUUACAGAUGAAAUCGCACCAACAGAUCAGAAGUUUUUGGCUCUUGCUACAGAGCAAUAUCCAUUACAACAAGAUAAUGUUCAAUUUGUACCUCAAAAUAAAGCAGAAGAAGGUUUUUGGAUUCCAGAUUUACCUCUAUGCAAACCAUGUAAUGUAACUAGAUUAGAGAACAGAUGCUUAUGGGCUGAUGCCAAUAGACAACAAUUUUUUGAAGCAGAUGGUCAUAUUCGUGCUGAUACGCCUACUGUCAUCCAAAUUCCACCACCAUUCCCAAUAGAUCCACCCAGUCAUGAUGGUGCUGGUCUUUUGAUGUUUCAUGCAGCACAAAAUGAAGAAAUAGUCGAUGCUGAUAUUGCAAGGAAAUUAAUAUUAGAAAUUCGUAGUGUUCAUUUUCUCAUUCACUCUCUUUCCUCACCGGAGGAUAUUUUGUCGUUCCGUCUUAACAUGGCUUACAAGGCAUAUCAAGAAAAUUUAUCUGCAAACAAAAGACAGCUUUUCCAGAAAAGACAACAUGCCCUCUUAAAAGAGCUUGAUAACGAAAAGGAAGAUGCAAAGAAAAUUGUCAUCAUUCAGAAAUUACUUCAAAGUUUCGACGAUUACGAUAAUGAAGGCAGUCUUCAAGGCAGUUUGCGUGAUGAACUUAUUCGUAUUAGUCAUGAUCUUAAAGAUUCUCGUGCAAACUAUACUUCUACAAAUACUUUACUUAGAUGGCAGAAAGCAAACCCAACAGAAGAAGAAGUUGAACGCGAAAAGAAGAUUCUAAAUAAGGAAAUUGAAACAAGAGCACGUUUAACAAUUCAACUUGCUGAAUUACUCGGAGAGCCAAAGCUUGAUAUCAAGCAAGUCCAAGAAGAAAUCAUUGCCAAGCGUAAAAACUUAUAUCUCAGAAACCCAGGUGAUCCAAAAUGGUUUGCAGUUUUCUCAUCGGACGCUGCAAUUACUCCAAAUGAUCAAGUUCCAGCAGAAGAACAGCAGAGAAGAUCAGAUAUUCAAAAUACUCAAACAUCAGUAAGAAUUAUAAUUCCAAAUCAGAGUGUUUUCAACACUCAAUAUGCAAAAUUAACUUCUAAUUUUGAAUCAUUAAUCAAUAAGCAGUUCGAAAUACAGACAACAAGACUUCCAUCAUCAAUUAUUCUUGAAGUUUGGGAGAUGGAUACAAAGAAAAAAGAAAGAGCUGUUGCCAGAGUUUCAAUUCCUGUUUAUGUUGGUACUCCACCUGAAUUUUUCUCAUAUGAAUUCUCAUCCGACUUCCAGCUUCCUAAUGGAAAUCUCAUUACUGGUACUGUUGAAGCCAGAAUCUACAUCAAACCAGAAGAAAAUGAAAAGAUUUUGGUUUCCAUUCCAGAUCAGAACGCAAGAACUAAGAAGAGAUUGCUUGGAGAUCCUUCCCAAUUCAUUUCUGCCCCUAGAUAUGAAGACGAUGCAAAGUCAUUUGAUCCAAAUGAUCCUUAUGUUGUUGCUAACCUUGCUACGAUUGCCUCUAGACAUGCAAAAGAAAGAGUUAACAAUAAUUUCAGACUGGAUUCCGCAGCAAAUGCUGUUUGUUUGAGCUCAUUUGUUCCUGCAUCAGUUAAUUUCCAAGCUAAACUUCGUAUACAACAGAUGAUAGAUGAAAAGAAGAGGAAAGAAAUGAUGGAGAAGAAGAGCAAAACAGUUCCUGAUGAUUACAUUGAGCAUGUCAAAGAUAAGGAAGAUGUCCAAACAGCUGUUGUCAAACCACAACUCCAAUAUACAGAUAUUGUCAAAGAAGCGCCAAUGCCUACAUUGCCAUCUCUUCUUGCUGCAAUCCUCGCAAGAUUCUUCAUGUUCAGACCACUCAAACCAAUCAGAAAGGAACGUGUUCCAUCAUCAAAUAUCCAGCAGUACUCAAAGAUCAUUAUUCACAUUAUCAGAACGUCAACUGUUCCUCAGAGAGUUGUCAUUGGAACAGGUCCUGGCACAGAAAGCAGUCUUGUUUAUUCAAGUGCAACAGAACAAACAUCUGCUUGUUUUGCUCGUGUCACCUACGAUGGAACAGUCAAAGAAACAGAUGUAAUUACUGGUGCAGCACCAGAAUGGAACCAAAGAUUCCAAUUUGCUGUUGCAAAGAAUGCAAACGAAACUCCAACAAUCUCAGAUUUGCAGCAGAAAGACAUCAGAAUCGAUCUCUUCGAUAAGAUUUCAUUCCAAGUCAUUGAAGAUGAUCGUGAACAACAGACAACACACCAAGUUACAGAAAACAGAAGUCUUGCAUCAAUCACAUUCCCUGUCGAAGCAAUUUGGGCCAGUGGAAAAGUUGAUGGCAUCAUAACACUUAAUACUCCACCAUUUAUUCUUGGCUACAAGAACGAAAAUGGUGAUAUGCAGAUGAAAGUCUUCUUCACAAUCGAUCCUCCAAUGAAGUUCUCUCCUCUUGUCACAGGAAAGGAUUCUGCCGAAACAACACAAAUCACAGAAAGAGCUGAAAGAUGGAUGAAAACAAUGUUAGAAAAUGAAAUAACAAGACCAAGAUAUUUGUCUCUUUUGACACAUCCAAAGAACUACAAACCAUUCCUUAUUUGUAGAAUGAUCAUGAGACAGAAUCCUCCUGAGGAAAUGAUGAACAAAUCACCACAAGAACUCGCAAGAUUUGUUUCAUUGAUUCCAAAUCUUUCUGAUAACAAAGUCUAUGGAAUUAUCGGAGAUUUGUGGAAUACUUCUCAGCAAUUCUUGAACUUGAAUGCAGGUGAUGAAGAAGAACACGCAUCUUUGCUUUGCAACUAUUUCAAGUACAAAGAUAUCAAUGCUUUCUUAGUUUUCGGUUACACAAUUGAUAACGGCAGAACAAUCUAUGUUUUGACAAAGAACGGAAGCUCAGGAAAUAUGACACUUUGGGAUCCAAAUACAGGAAGAUCAUUCCCAACAACAUCUUCUGCUUGUCCGAUGUAUUCUGUUGGUUGCGUUGCCAAUGAAUCAAAUGUCUGGGCAAACAUUCAAGCAACCCCAGAACCAUGGAAACUCAAAUGGAAUUUCCAAGCAACAUCAGAUUGGCAUCCUUUCUGGCCAGAGAACGGAGAUCUUCCACCAUUCGAUUCUCCUCAAGAGCAACAUCUUAACUAUUCAAAGCAGUUGUCGAGAGAAGAUAUCGAUGUUCUUCAGGCUCAGAUAGAAUCAGAUAUCAGAGCUUGCGUUGAAAGAUUGCGUGAAUCAUCACAAAGAUCAUUAUGGAAUACAUCUUUGAUUGGUACUCAGUUAGAGCGCGCUUUAGAGUUAUGUGAAAUAUCUGCUUCAACAGGAACACAACAGAGAGAAUUUGAAAAUAUUAAUAUGCAAAUUAAAAAUGACUUCCCACUUAUUAGAGUAUUUGGUACCCCAUUCUGCUUGCCUUUUACAGAUAAGAAAUGCAUUGGAAAAGAAGUAACGGAUGAAAUUAUAGCUAGAGAAGUAUAUAAGACUGAAAAGAAGAAUAUAGAAUUUGCUGUUAAAGUUAAGAUCUUCCCUUAUCCAAAUGGAAGAGCUGCUGUGUGGGUUUUCUUUGCGAUAUUAGAGAAUAUCAGACCAGGAGCGCACAGAUUGUAA
This is a messenger RNA of Trichomonas vaginalis G3, 3927 nucleotides long. Its product is annotated as centrosomal protein-related family. The transcript has a single exon. The record is from RefSeq and is a predicted model, not a curated record. Lineage: Eukaryota; Parabasalia; Trichomonadida; Trichomonadidae. Bases 1 to 3927 code for a protein of 1308 amino acids. Gene Ontology annotation, biological process: non-motile cilium assembly; protein localization to ciliary transition zone. Gene Ontology annotation, cellular component: ciliary transition zone.